AUGGUUGCAAGUACUCCUGGUGGCGCCAGCCAUAGUACCCCAGUUGUACAAGCGCCAGAAACCAGCAGGGUGGAAGAUGCCAGACAAAGUAUCACCACUCUGCAAAUAGUCAAAAAUAGCACCGGUAGUGCCUGCCGAAGUACUCCGGACGAGCAGCCAACAACCAGCAAAUCGGCGGCCGUUGCAGGCAGCAACCCCGCCUCUAAGAAAAGAAAACCCUCGGGCGUGGUCAUGAGACAGAUGUACCAGAAGGCACUGUAUAUGUUAAAUAAAAUUGACAAAAAUGCAGCGGCCGGUACGGUACAUGAGCGUGACGAGGAAGACAAGGCAAAAUACAGGCAAAUAGUGGAAGAGUACGAAAAGUUACAGACAGAUCGUGCAGCCACAAUCGAGGCCACCGAAGCGAAGAAGCGGAACCGCUCUCAUACCGAAGGCGGCCAAGGGGCCAUCGCAAAGAAGGCUAAGCAAGGUGGUGAUGCGGAGUCCGCGAAGCAUCGCUAUUUUAGUGACGUCGCCAGAGAUCAUCUACAGGCGGCGAUAAUAGAUGAAAAUAGCAAGACACCGCUAGCAGUGCAGCAAAAAUGGGUGGAGAUUGAUGUGAGGCUGUCGAGCCUCGUAAUGAACCACGUACUCGACAACCCCGAAGGUCCUCACCCAGAGUUCGACUCGUCGGAAUCCCUACGGGGAUACCGGGUAGUCAAGUGCGCGAACCAGUUCUCCCUGGAUUUCCUUGCUGGAUGCGUCGCUAAGAUCAGCGACACUUUUGUCGGCUUGAAGCUCAAGCUGAUCCCAGCUAAGGACAUUCCAAGGAGACCACGUGCGCGCAUUUGGCUGCCUCCGAUGGAUGAACCUGGCGAAAAGUUGCUGCGGUGUCUUAAGCUACAUAACAAAGACAUACCGGCGAUCGAGGAAUGGGAACUUAUAAAAGUUGAAGAGCCAAGAAGGCCUACAAAUAAGCCCAUUCUACUAGCUAUUUGUGCAGAGUCACUAGACGUCUUAGAGAAGGCUGACUAUCGGCUCUGCUUCGGUAUCCGUAAGGCUAGAGUGCGGGUCCUCGGAGAGGUUAGCCCGGUAGAAGAAGAUCCCGGGGUUGAUGGAGCUGGUGAGCUUCUCAUGGGUGUGAAGCUGACAGAUGACCCUGAACCGGAAACUUAA
Rhagoletis pomonella (apple maggot) is the source of this 1155-nucleotide messenger RNA. RefSeq lists its product as uncharacterized. The record is from RefSeq and is a predicted model, not a curated record. The transcript has a single exon. Lineage: Eukaryota; Metazoa; Arthropoda; Insecta; Diptera; Tephritidae. The coding region runs from base 1 to 1155 and encodes 384 amino acids.